This is a messenger RNA of Salarias fasciatus (jewelled blenny), 2501 nucleotides long. It is a transcript of the gene khdc4, whose product is annotated as KH domain containing 4, pre-mRNA splicing factor. Bases 116 to 1798 code for a protein of 560 amino acids. Gene Ontology annotation, cellular component: nucleus. The transcript is spliced from 13 exons. Gene Ontology annotation, molecular function: RNA binding. The record is from RefSeq and is a predicted model, not a curated record. Lineage: Eukaryota; Metazoa; Chordata; Actinopteri; Blenniiformes; Blenniidae.
UGACCGGAGGCGGAAACGAUGCGGGACGAAGCUCCCUGAGCCGACCGGAGGAAGUGUCCGAGAGUUAGACUGGGAUUUUUUUUCUUUACAUUCAUGUAUUUCUGACGGAACAUUGAUGUCAUUUUGCGGGACACAGAACAGCGGCCGCCGCAGCAAAUGGGAUCAGCCGGGUCCCGGGUCUGGCUCUGGAGGGAUGGGGGAGGCUGAAGCUGCGCCCACCGGGGCUCUGGAUGCUGCAGCCGCGGUGGCCGCCAAGAUCAAUGCCAUGCUGGUGGCCAAAGGGAAGCUCAAACCCUCCCAGAUCGGCAUCCCGGGACCGCCCGAUAAAGUUCUGGGUGUUGGAAAGCCUCCAGUGCCAGCGAAAGCCAAAGAUGACCUGGUGGUGGCUGAAGUUGAGAUCAACGACGUCCCCAUCACCUGUCGAAACCUCCUGACGCGCGGCCAGACGCAGGACGAGAUCAGUAAAGUGAGCGGAGCCGCAGUUUCAACCAGAGGGCGUUACAUGACGGCCGAGGAGAAGGGCAAAGCACUCCCAGGGGAUCGACCUCUGUAUCUCCAUGUCCAAGGACAGACACGAGAACUUGUCGACAGAGCAGUUAACAGAAUCAAAGAGAUCAUCACCAACGGUGUGGUGAAAGCUGCAACCGCGUCAUCAUCCGCUUCAUCUUUCACUCCGAGUGGGACUUCAGUCACAGUUUACCAGCAGCACAACCCGCCUCCCAUGCCCCCCAUGACCCACCACAAGCCGCACUUCCAGUCGGGGAUGCACUACGUUCAAGAUAAGGUCUUCGUGGGACUGGAGCACGCCAUCCCGGGCUUUGUGGUCAAAGAGCGGGUGGAAGGUCCUGGCUGUUCGUACCUGCAGCACAUCCAGGCAGAGACGGGGGCCAAAGUCUUCCUCCGGGGGAAAGGAUCAGGCUGUUUAGAGCCAGCCUCUGGGCGAGAGGCCUUUGAACCAAUGUACAUUUACAUCAGUCAUCCAAAGCCAGAAGGGCUGGCAGCGGCGAAAACACUGUGUGAAAACCUGCUCCAGACGGUCCAUGCAGAGUAUUCUCGCUUCCUGAAUCAAAUGAGCACAAUGAUGCCAUCUCAGCAAGGCUUCGCACAGCCUCCGGUUGUGAAUGGGAUGCCCCCCCAGCCUCCUUACUACCCGCCUGCCGGAUACCAGCCGGGCUACACCAUGCCAGUUCCUCCUCCGCAGCCCCAACCAGUCCCCUCUCCUUACUGCGUCCCUCCUCCGAUCCCUCCGGUGGCCGCCCCCGCCGUGCCCUCUCAGUACCCUCUCCGGCCGGCCCCCGCCCCGGUUCCUGCUCCGGUUCCUCCUCCGGUCGCCAUCGUAUCUCCGGCGCCCGUACCUCCACCUGCACCUGCUCCCGUUCCUCUUCCUGCUCCAGACUCUCUGCCACAGACUCUUCCUCCUGUACGUUUUCCUCCCGUUCCUGCGGCGCCGCCUAAACCUCCACCUCUGACAGCUCCAGCCAGUCAGCCACAGAAGAGACGCUUCACAGAGGAAGUGCCGGACGAGAGGGACAGCGGCCUGCUCGGAUACCAGCAUGGACCCAUUCAUAUGACUAAUUUAGGUGCAGGCUUCUCAGUGGGCAGCCCAGAGAUUGCAGGACCCCCACCACCGAGUUCCUCCGGCCCACCGAGUGAGAGGGACAGCAGGCAGCUAAUGCCUCCACCGCCGCCACUGCCCGUGAACGGAGUCAGACCCAAGAUGGACGACAGACGGCCGCUGCAAGGCCCCGUGGGUAAGAAUGUUAUCCCGUGGAUUUACAAAUCCACGGCCCAAAUCUAAAUCCACAAUCCGUGACUGUGGACGGCGACUGUGUAUAAGCCGGGGCGUCCAAUCGUUCCCAAGCCGUAAUUUAGAUCUGCAGAGAGUAAAAUGUAAAUCCUCUCCCAGAUCGCCAGGCUGCGCCCGAGUUUCACUCUGAGGAGUGUUAAAGCAGUGUGUCGGAGACACAAACCACCAGCAGGUGUAAAGAUACACACAGAAGGCACAGAAAGCUGUUUCUCCUUAAUCCGCUGUUGUCAUGAUAAACGCCUCCUCCAGGCUUUUAUCCAUCUUAAGAUUUUCUUUUUCCCAGGAUUCUGCUGCCGUGACUAGAAAUCUUGUAGUGGUGAAAUCCGGUUUUGCUUUGUUUUUACGAGUCCACCUCACCGUCCCGUUCUGAUGACAUCAUCGGUCUGCCGUUGCUCUUUUCUCCACACUAACGAGAAUCUCUCCUGUUUUUGUGUUUUUCUCUUUUUCUCUGUGUUUUUCUUCUCUUCCAUGUAUCUCUGGGGCAAUGCUGGAUACUGAUUUGGGGGUGGGGCACGACUCGUCCUCUCACGCUGUCCUUCCCGUUCGAUUGGACGGCCCUGACGCUGUCGCUCCCCACCAACCAAUGGCUGCUUUCGAAUGAUGGCCCCACCCCAACCCCUCCUCUCCUCUGCUGCCAUAUAAAUCAUUUGAAUCUAAUAACUUUGUGUUUCUCCCUAAAUGUGUUUGGAAUAAU